This is a messenger RNA of Temnothorax curvispinosus, 3193 nucleotides long. It is a transcript of the gene cdc14, whose product is annotated as dual specificity protein phosphatase CDC14C-like. NCBI's taxonomy places the organism in Eukaryota, Metazoa, Arthropoda, Insecta, Hymenoptera, Formicidae. Gene Ontology annotation, molecular function: protein tyrosine/serine/threonine phosphatase activity; protein serine/threonine phosphatase activity. Gene Ontology annotation, cellular component: nucleolus; spindle pole; mitotic spindle. The transcript is spliced from 8 exons. The record is from RefSeq and is a predicted model, not a curated record. Gene Ontology annotation, biological process: cilium assembly; regulation of exit from mitosis; positive regulation of cytokinesis. Bases 538 to 2316 code for a protein of 592 amino acids.
GAAUCCGGUUCCGCUCCCCCUCGAGUUUGAAUUCCGUAACGGUCUCGCGGCGAAGUACGUACGUGAGUACAAGUACACGAGCACGAGACGACAGUCGAGGACCGUCCCACCCUGUUUCUCCGGUGACGGAGGCAACCGCGCUUUGACGUACGACCGUGGGUAGUCACAGGACGCCGGAACGGGACGGGAGUCGGGAGUGUCGGGACUGACGGGAGUCCCGCCGCGCCGAGCGGCCAAACCGGACGACGAUGACGACGAGAAACGACGACGGCGGCGAUGCACGCCUGACGUAAUCAUACGCGGCUCGGCUCGGAUUUUUGCGCGCGUAGGCAGGCCGCCGUCGCGCCGAUUAGCAUCCGCCGCGGGCGGACUUCGCCUAGUUACCCGCCCACACUCCGACGUCGCCCCGCGUGUUUACUGCGCGCCCGCGCUAUAUCGCCGCUAAUUGAACGCUCCUAUUUGCAUUAACGUCGCGCUGAUGACAGAUCCACCUGAUCGGCAUCUGCUACUGCGCCGUACACCCGCAACUGGAGCACGAUGGAGGACGCGAACGAGGUUUUGGUGUGCGCGGCCGAAUUCAUAAAAGAUCGAUUGUACUUUGUGACAUUCAGAACAGCAAUGAAACCAAAAAGUACUCCAAACACCCACUACUUCAGUAUUGACAACGAGCUGGUAUAUGAGAAUUUUUACUCCGACUUCGGCCCUUUAAAUCUGGCCGUGCUGUACAGAUACUGCCAAAAGGUUAACAAGAAGUUAAAGGGCAUCGCGCUCAGCAAAAAGAAACUCGUGCAUUAUACGACGCUGGACGCGGAGAAAAGAGUCAAUGCUGCAUUUCUUAUGGGAAGUUACGCGAUAUUAUAUUGCAAGCGUACAGCGCAAGAAGCUUACGAGUGUUUGACCAAAAGUCCAAAUAGUCCCUCGUUCAUCAUGUUUCGCGAUGCCUCCGUUGGACCACCCUGCUAUCAAAUAUCGUUGAGGGACUGUCUAAGUGCUAUAUACAAGUGCCAUCGACUUGGUUUCUUUAAUUUCGAAGAUUUCUGUGUUAAAGAGUACGAACACUUUGAAAGAGUUGAGAAUGGGGAUUUAAAUUGGAUAGUUCCUGGGAAGUUCAUUGCUUUCUGUGGUCCACACGCGAGAUCUAAAAUGGAAGAUGGUUACCCACUUCACGGACCAGAAUGGUAUUUUACGUAUUUCCGCCGUAAUAACGUAACAACAAUUAUACGGCUUAAUAAGAAGGUCUACGAUGCGUCGAGCUUCACCGAUGCCGGUUUUAUUCAUAAAGAUUUAUUUUUUAUGGACGGCUCGACGCCGACGGAUGCGAUAAUGCAUCAGUUUCUCAAAAUAGCGGAAAACGCGAGUGGCGCGGUCGCCGUGCAUUGUAAAGCAGGCCUCGGGAGAACGGGUUCUCUCAUAGGUUGCUACAUUAUGAAGCAUUACCAUUUGACGGCUCACGAAACGAUCGCCUGGAUAAGGAUAUGUAGGCCAGGUUCUGUAAUUGGGCAUCAGCAACAAUGGCUGGAGAGAAAGGAGGCAUAUCUCCGAUCGCUGCUGAAAGAACCGUUGCAACCUGAAAAUGGAAAUCCGGUACACGAAUACGGGAUAUAUUCGAUAGCUGGUAGACCUAGAGCAGCUUCUUUCCAAGGGGACGUAAAGACUUUGAUGGAGGAUAACGUAUCGGGGAUAAUGCAUCGCGUGGAUGAAAUAAAAUUAGACGAUCCUGGACCAGUGGCUGGGGCUAGCGCCACGAGGUACAGCACGCUGACUCAGGGUGAUAAAUUGUGCAGAAUCAAGGCCAGAAGAAGAGGGAUAUCGACAACUCAAACUUCUCUUAAUGCAAGCACAGGGACAUCUACCGUUGCGCACCCGUAUUUGGGAUCCCUGUUACAAACCAGAAGUCAAAAAGGAGCUAUUACUACUCUAGUGGGAAAUAAAGAAAGAGAUCCCACCAAAAGGCUAUUAUCACGAUCCACCGCAACGACAGUCGUGAAAAGAAACAGUUGGUUGGUCAACAGUAGCUGUGAUCCAUCUUCCUGCCGUAUUAGGUCUAAACCGGCAACACAGAGCCAUAACAUCAACAACAAUACAACUACCACCAAUCCCGUUACAUCUUUAACCGUAUCAAAACCAGUGAGAAGGGCGAAACGUACCUCCUGCAUGGCUCCACAGGCCCACGCUACAAACUCGUCUGCCAAUCAUUCAGUACCGCAACCGCAACAACGCAUGAAUAUGAUCCUCAGGUCGGCAGACCGAGUUACUCGCUAUUCGCUCAGGCAUGCGCGCACAACAAAAAGUUAUAAAAGUGCAUUUAUCAGAUGACUAACCGAUAUUCCCAGUGGCGUUGGGGAGGACUGUCAGGUAACUGGAGCAUCUCACCAGCGCCGAAGAUCUCAUCGCUUAAACCCCAUCAUUCAGUAAAAAGCACCUCACUCUGAUCUUCAAUCCUUCAACUCGAGCAAGUUUUGCCCAGGCUUUUAUAUCAAAUCAACGAAGAUCAAACUAUAUCUCGACAAAAUCAUCAACACUGCAUUAUUGAUUAAUAUGGUUUUGUCAUAUCUGCAUCAUGGGAUAUGAAUUUGUUGCAGUGAUAUUUAAUAUAUAGCUUACACGGCUUUUAAUUGUUCUUCCAUAUAUCAAAGUAUUGCGAUGCGUUGAAUGUCUGCAAAAAAAAAAAGAAAAAAAGGGAAAUCAGAUUUCUGUUAAUAUCAUCUUUCCACUGUAACUUUCUGCUGGUCAGAAUAAGCACACUUGUAGAUAUAUAUUUUCAAAAAUCACUUCAACUAUACAUAUAAUUUCUGUUUUCAAUAAUUUUUUCAAUCAUUGUUGCCAAAAUGUUAAUUUAAUGCUCACGUGUUCUUUUUGGAACUUAGUUGAGUAUAUAUUUUACGAUAACGCAGUUUAAAAGUACACUCCUUUGUUUUAUUUAACUUUAUGAAAAUGUUAAAAACUAUAGAAACAUUUAAUGAUUAUUUUUAUCAUUUUAAUGAAAUAAGAUGUAUUAUUUCCCUCUUCCGUUAUAACUAUAAUUAAUGUACAGUUCUUGUUACUGUUAAAAAUCUAAAAGGAUCAACUUUAUUGCACGAUCAAGGAAGGAGUGUAAUGAUAAAUUUCUCGCCUAUGGCCUCAAAAUUAACAUUUAUUACACCUUUCGUUGUAUUAAAAUAUAGAAGUUUUUAUAUACUAGAUAUUAUAUAUA